CCAGAAGUCAAGGCUAGUAGAUGUGCAUAAGAGAAUCUAGUUUCUUUGGUUGAGAUGUGGAAGCUCACAAGUCUUAUAACCACCAUCUCUUUAGCGAAAGUCUACACUAAUAUCUAAGUCGUAGGCCUUCUAUUUGUGGUGUCCGAUUCCCCAGGCUUGAGCGGUGUACAACCUUCUCUCUAAGCCCUUCCUGAGUUUACUGUCUUAAGUCUGAUUGAAACUGAAAUCUAUGCGAGACUAUAGGCCUCGCAGCUUCUCAUCAUUGAGCCCAAGGAUCUCUAGUUCCUGGGGACCAGUGCUCGUUGCAAUGCCUGCAAUGAACCCGAGAAGAACCAAGAGCCAGAGUUGGUCACAGGUUCUCUGGCGAGAUCGGUGAAAAUAAGACGUGGGAGGAGAACCGACCAGCCGGGGUUCCAGCUCCGGAUAUGAUAUUGCAUAUUGAGCCUCGACACCGUGGUUCGGACUUGUUAGUUGAUGGGUGGGACCCUUGCAUGCCGUGUAUUGCAUCUGCAGCAUCGCUGUAAUGAUCACAGAAGGAGAACAUUUCCACAUGAACAACGGGCUUUGAACCUGUAGUCCAGUCUUCCAGUCCUCCUCUUCAAUCCCAUAGAUCUGGUUGAUAGUCCACCGUCAACCGCGAGUCCUCACCAUAUCGUGACUGCCAGGAUUCAAAUCCACCUUCUAGGACGCACACCUCCUGCACAUGGCUCUUGUUACUCUCGCCCUCUUCAGGAGUCUGAGCGGCAACUUGUGAGGAUGUCUGCGUCGAGCGGGUGUCCUUAUCAUCGGCCCUCUGCUUGGCUCUUGCAUACCUCAAUGCGGCAGUAGGACCACGCUGCUGGCUCAACAUGCAGUGGAAGACCACUUUGUCCUUGUCCUUGAGCGUUCUCACCAACUCGGGGAUACGAGCGUCAAGUUGAUUGAGAGGAACCCAUGUACUUCCGUUGAUGUUGCCCCCGAUAUGAUCAGAGUCUCUGACAUCGAUAAUGGCCACCUUUUCCCGUUCGCCGGGUUCUAGUAAUACCUUGGCUAAUGAGGUUGGGUGGAGGUAAGUCAACGAGGAGAUUGUGAUGGGGACGAAAGAGGAAGAGGAGGACAUGCUGCGCAGUCGAGGGUGAGGGAACGGUGUCUGGCCGUGGUGUCGCGGGUGGGGGAUGUUAUUUGUCAAUAUCGUCCGGCUUGGCUGAGACCAGAGACGAAACUUCAUAUGUCAAGAUGGUCAAUUGACAGGUCCAGCCCAGUGGUGGUUCAUUGUUGUAAGGCUGAUGAAUGUCUAAGGUCUCUCGCCGCAGAGGAGUUCGUGACACGUGACCGAAAUAACUCGCCAUGUCCGCAAAUGGUGGCUUGUGAUUGGCUGCGAGCUACCACGACUUGGACCAAAUCCUAACCUCGCUUUUGCAAUUCCACUUCUACUACUACGUCCAGAGCACGUUGUUGAAACUCGCUCGGCCGCCACAACCUCCUAACCAGCGAUCGCUGGAGAUCAUACCAACAACAAACGACCUUGUCUUUUAGUCCUGGUCUUCACCUUAGCGAUCAACAUGUCCGCAACGCAGCGGGCGCAGAAAUGCGUUCGCUGCAUCCUCACACGACCUCGUACCCUCAAUUCAACCUCCACCUCCACCUCAUCCUUCUCUCCGAGCAGCCAACAACCUAAAGCAGUUGUCCGACGGCAAUUCUCAUCGUCUCGACUUUCGCGAUCGAACCAAAAUCAGAAUGAGACCCAGAACCAACAACCAGAAAAAUCCAUGAGCCAACUCCUAUCCGAGCUCGGAGCACGACCCAAACGAACAAACCCACUCGAUUUCAUCCCAUUCAAAGCCGCAUCGACCUCACAAUCUCGAUCCCCGGUCGGCACAGUGACCGAAGCGCCAGACUGGCUGAAAAGCAACCUGGGCCAGUCGCUCCUGCGCGAUCUAUCGAGAUCAGGACCGUCGACCUUGUCUUCGACGAUGCUUCGUCUCCGACCCAGUCUAGGACGUACGAUUCGUGUAAUCGGCCAGGACUUAGGGUCGGCAUUGACUAGACUAGAACGUCGAUGUGCGGAAAACAGCAUCAAAAAGGAUGCCAGGGCUCAGCUGUUUCACGUGCGAAAGGGCGCGAAGAGAAAGCUUUUGAAGACGCAAAGAUCAAGAGCUUUGUUCAAGGAGGGUUUCAUCGCUGAGUGUGCGCGGAUUCGGAGGAUGAGGAAACAGGGUUGGUGAGGUGAUAAGAAUACAAAACGACAGAACAUAUCAGUUUGAAGAUAGAUCCUGAAUCGGGAAGACCAAUUGUGUAUCAUCAUCGUCGUCGUUAGUCAUUGAUAUCAAUGGGUUUUCUACGAGCUUUUCGAAAGCAUCAAUGAAAAAAACGACUGUUAAACCAGAA
Messenger RNA from Exophiala mesophila, 2367 nucleotides. RefSeq lists its product as uncharacterized. Gene Ontology annotation, biological process: mitochondrial translational initiation; translation. NCBI's taxonomy places the organism in Eukaryota, Fungi, Ascomycota, Eurotiomycetes, Chaetothyriales, Herpotrichiellaceae. The transcript has a single exon. Bases 1542 to 2204 code for a protein of 220 amino acids. The record is from RefSeq and is a predicted model, not a curated record. Gene Ontology annotation, molecular function: structural constituent of ribosome. Gene Ontology annotation, cellular component: ribosome; mitochondrial small ribosomal subunit.